Molecule: messenger RNA, 1322 nt
Organism: Dendrobium catenatum
Lineage: Eukaryota; Viridiplantae; Streptophyta; Magnoliopsida; Asparagales; Orchidaceae
Product: FH protein interacting protein FIP2
Exons: 12
Coding region: 194-1063 (289 amino acids)
Biological process (GO): protein homooligomerization
Molecular function (GO): protein binding
Source: RefSeq, a predicted model, not a curated record
UAAUAAAAAUUGGAAGGCCGCAGAGCGAAGGAAAACCGACGCUGGUUCUUGUGCUGCCUCCGCGCGAGUCGAGUACGCGAUGGGAUCGAACAUAGAGUGUUCUCCUUCGCCGGUCCUCCUCAAUAUAGAAGCUUGGGGUCAAACUCCAUUCUGAAUUGAAUUCAGCUUUGGGAAGAGAGGAAAUGUUGGCUUCAUGACAUGUGGGGGGAAGAAAUAUGCGACUACAGUUGAUACUCUUACUCAACGUGAGCCUUAUUCAAUGCUUGCAGCAAUGUUUAGCGGAAGACAUAAUGUUUGCCGAGAUUCCGAAACGGGAAUGGUGUUUGUUGAUAGGGAUGGUAAACAGUUCCGGCACAUACUGAAUUGGCUAAGAGAUGGGAUCCUUCCUACACUUACGAACGUGGAGUAUCAAGAACUACUUCGAGAAGCAGAAUACUAUCAAUUGCUGGAAUUGAUAAAAUAUAUAAAGUCAAACAUGUGCAAGAAGAAGGGUGAAGAUAUUUUGGAGGCCGAACUUACACGAAAAGAGAUAAUCAAAAUCAUCCAGUCUUCUAAAAUUAGGUUUAGGGGAGUGAAUCUUUCCGGAUUAAACCUUUCUAAACUUGAUUUGACAUUUGUAGACCUAAGUUUUGCAUGCAUUCGGAAGACCACUUUCUCACGUGCAAAUCUGCAUAAAGCUAAACUUGGGGAUGUGGAAGGAGAAGGUUCAAUAUUUCAAGAUGCAAUUUUGCGCGAAUGUGAGUUUAUCGGGGCAAACCUUACCGGGGCGGUGUUAGAUGGAGCUAACCUCCAGAGUGCAAAUCUACAAGAUGCAUGCUUGGUUGGAUGUAGCUUCUCUGAAUCAGAUCUCCGAUCAGCACAUUUGCAGAAUGCCAACCUCUCCGAUGCCAACUUAAAAGGAGCUAAUCUGGAAGGUGCCAAUCUGAAGGGGGCAAAGCUUAGCGGUGCCAAUUUGCAGUCUGCAAAUCUUCAGCGGGCUUACUUGCGGGAUGUAGAUUUGCGUGACACUCAUAUGGAUGGGGCUAAGCUAGGUGGUGCCAACCUUCUUGGAACUAUACGAUGACUAAUGGAAUGGUAAUUUGAGCAUAUUAUAGAAAUUAUGAACCACUUUUCCUUCCUUACAAUUGCACUUUUGGCACUUUGUGAUUCAUUUUUUGUUUGAGUGGAUUCUCUUAACACAUGCACUUGGCCUUAUUCUGUGUACUGCCAAUCCUCUUCAUACAUGCAAUGUUAAUUGGAAAAUUAUACAAGGCACACGAGAAGGUUGUCUUUGCUAUUUUGUUAUAAAUAUGGGCUAAAUUUGAAGUGGAAGCUUGCUUGCA